AUGGAAAACCAAACCAGCCAGUCGGAGUUCAUCUUCCUGGGCUUUCCCGGCACCGGGAAUUUCCAGACCUACCUGGUUGUCCUGUUUUCCCUGAUCUACGUUCUGACCAUCCUCGGAAACAUCUCUAUCAUCAUCUUGGUGAGGAUCCAACCCCGGCUCCACACCCCCAUGUACUUCUUCCUCUGCAACCUCUCCUUCCUGGAGAUCUGGUACACCACUGUGGGCGUCCCUAAGACCAUCGCGAUCUUCAUGGGCAAGAGCAGAACCAUCUCCUUCUCUAGCUGCAUCCUGCAGAUGUACUUCAUGUUCUCCUUGGGCUGCACCGAGCAAAUCCUUUUAUCUGCCAUGGCCUACGACCGCUAUCUGGCCAUCUGCUACCCGCUGCGCUACAGCACCCUCAUGAACACCAGCCUGUCCGCUCUGCUGGCCGGGGGGUCCUGGCUCUCUGGUUUCCUGCUUCUUUCUAUCCCGGCAUCUUUGCUAGCACAGUUGUCCUUCUGUGGCUCCAAUGUCAUCAACCAUUUCUUCUGCAGCAUUGAUUCCCUGGUUAUCCUCUCCUGCACCGACACCUCUGUCAUCGAGACGACAACUUUCAUCAUCGCCAUCAUCGUCAUCCUGGGCUCCUGCUCCAUCACCCUGGUCUCCUACGUUUACAUCAUCUCCACCAUCCUGAGGAUCCCCUCGGCCCAAGGCCGCCAAAGGGCUUUUUCCACCUGCUCAGCCCACCUAACAGUCGUGAUCAUCUGGUACAGCUCCACCAUCUUCCUCUACGUCCGGCCUUCCAAGGAGAACUUCGUGGAGAUGAACAAGGUCGUCAGCAUUUUCAACACUGUGGUGACACCGCUGUUAAACCCCUUCAUUUACACGCUGAGAAAUAAAGAGGUGAAGGAGGCUCUGUGGAAGACAUUCCGCCGGAUGUGA
This is a messenger RNA of Pelodiscus sinensis (Chinese soft-shelled turtle), 921 nucleotides long. RefSeq names its product olfactory receptor 6F1-like. The record is from RefSeq and is a predicted model, not a curated record. Lineage: Eukaryota; Metazoa; Chordata; Testudines; Trionychidae. Gene Ontology annotation, molecular function: G protein-coupled receptor activity; olfactory receptor activity. Gene Ontology annotation, biological process: G protein-coupled receptor signaling pathway. Gene Ontology annotation, cellular component: membrane.